Molecule: messenger RNA, 5040 nt
Organism: Ramularia collo-cygni
Lineage: Eukaryota; Fungi; Ascomycota; Dothideomycetes; Mycosphaerellales; Mycosphaerellaceae
Product: related to Putative DNA helicase INO80
Exons: 3
Coding region: 1-5040 (1679 amino acids)
Biological process (GO): DNA repair; chromatin remodeling; DNA-templated transcription
Cellular component (GO): Ino80 complex; nucleus
Molecular function (GO): ATP hydrolysis activity; histone binding; ATP binding
Source: RefSeq, a predicted model, not a curated record
AUGGACGGUCAAACGUACGGGCGAGGUGGCUCGGGGCCUUACAUACCGCCUACAUCACCAACCCACUACCGCAGCGUGCCCGCCUCGCCCACGGCCAAUCGACUACCACCACCGCCUUCGCCGACGACAACGACAACGGCAACGACACAUGAGCGCGCAGCGACGUCGAGCUACUACGAUCCGACCAGCGAGGCCAGAGCARGCGUCGCAAGCACGCCGUAUCGCUCGCCCGCUCAGUCACGCGCACAAUUUGACCAACAUCCGCCGCCGCAAUCUUACGCAGGCAAUCACAACCACGAUCAUUAUCAAACGAUGAGUCGACAUCACAGCCAGUCCUCGCCGCCCACAUCAACACACGCGCAUCCCAUGCCGCAUCCUCCCGUUGAUGCCAGAUCACCCGGCUCCUACGACCCGGUCAGGAGCAACGGUACACACUCGCAUCCUGCCAGCGCGGACUCUGCUGCAGCCCCACCAGCGCCCGUCCCGCGCAGCACGAACCCAAUGUCGAUGAUGAACAUUCUCUCCGAAGAUGUCGAAGCUCCUGCCGCUUCAUCUCCAGAGCUGGCCAAACUGGAUAAUGCCUCUCGAGCUCCCAAACAGCCUACCAGCCGCAAACCAAGUCGAACUUCCAGUGCUUCCCAGUCUGGAGUUCGUGCGAAGAGUACACCUCAGGACAUUGCAGACAAUUCUGUUGGCACUGCUCCAGCUGCGCAGGCAGUGACGCCACGACCAACACCGCAGACCGGACCGCCGAGCUUGACAAUCCGUGAUACCGAAGCUGCCUACAGGGAGAUUGAGGCUCGUGAUUUGUCUGACGUGGAGAUUGACAUGCCUGGGAUUGAAGCUCCUAGAGUGGAUUUCAAGCAGAGGACACACAAGCGCGCUCUGGAGAGUGAGAUUGCCGAAUCCGCGAAGAGGARGCGUCGGCGCCUCAAUCUCAUGCAAAAGUACCAUGACCAUUUCAGUCUCGCGGCAGAGUCUGAACGGAACCUCUACAUUGAUCAGAAUGAGCCAGAAGUUACAGAAGAAGUGCGGCUGAAGGAGGUCGAGGAAGAUAAAGAGAGGAAGAAGGACCAGCAACGGAAGAGACGUMGCGAAAAGGCCAUUGCAGACGAAGAACAGAAACGUGACGAGGCGCUGAGAACAUUGGCCUCGGCUCAAGACGAAGAAGAAAAGGCCCGCCUCGAGGGUCUCAUCCAGCGCCACGACAAGAAGAUCCGCGACACGCAAAGUCGCCUUCAAGGUAUCACACCAUCCAAGGAGUUCCGUAACGAGUCUCCCCAAACUGGUACAGCACUCGGGAGGCGCGAGCGUGAACGAGAGGUCAACAUGGAUGGAGGCCUCAUGACCUCUUUUUAUUCCGGCAAUCAGGGCAACGAAGAGGGGACUCCAGAGUUCUCAGCUGGCGGGAGAGGACGCGGUCGCGGCGCGCGUGGCGGAGGUGGGGCUCGGGCGCGGAAGAGCAAGGAGCAAAAGCAGGCAGAGAAGGAUUCUGCACGACUCGCCCAGGCCUAUCUCGACCAGGGUCAGGAUCUCCCUUCGAUCGCACCCAAAGAAGAGGAACGUCUGGCCGCCUACGCAGAUCGAAAAUUGCGAGACGACUCGGAGCCUUACAGCGAGGUUACUCCCGCCGUUUUCGACACGCAGCCUACAGCGGGUUUGACUGGAAUGGCCAAGUUUGAGUCCAAGGGAUACAACCAGAUCUACGAGCAAAUCACGCGGGACUUGGCCAAGGGCGUGCCCAAGGUGGUCCGGCUCAAGAACAACAGUAUUGACACCAAACAUUCCAAUGCCCGUAAGACCGCACAGCUGGCGGCUAAAGAGGCUCGUCGUUGGCAAUUGCGCACCAACAAGAGCACCAAGGAUGUCGCUGCUCGCGCGAAACGUGCGAUGCGAGAAAUGCUGGGAUUCUGGAAGCGCAACGAGCGGGACGAGCGUGAGGGCCGCAAGGUGGCAGAGAAACAAGAGCUCGACAAGGCUCGUAAGGUUGAGGCCGAGCGUGAGGCCAAUCGACAGAAGCGGAAGUUGAACUUUUUGAUCUCUCAAACAGAGCUCUACUCGCAUUUCAUCGGCAAGAAGGUCAAGACCGACGAGAUUGAAAAGGCGGGUGAUGAUGUUGCGCCCAGUGGCCAAACCAUAUCCAGCAACGAGCCCGACGCCGGCGAGUCUUCCGCCAACAUCAACGCCAAGGUCACAAACUUUGAAGACCUGGACUUUGACGCUGAAGAUGAGACGGCGCUUCAUGAAGCGGCCAAGGCCAAUGCCCAAAACGCUAUCAAGGAGGCGCAAGAUCGCGCAAGAGCUUUCAACAAACCCGAGCAGGACAGCAACGAACUUGCAGAUGCUCAGGCAAAUUUCGACGAGGGCGAGAUGAAUUUCCAGAAUCCUACCUCAUUGCAGAGCAUGGACGUCAAGCAACCCAAAAUGCUCACUUGUCAACUCAAAGAGUAUCAAAUCAAGGGUCUCAACUGGCUUGUCAAUCUUUACGAGCAAGGUAUCAACGGCAUUCUCGCCGACGAGAUGGGCCUCGGAAAGACUGUCCAGUCCAUCUCCGUCAUGGCAUAUUUGGCAGAGGUACACAACAUCUGGGGACCGUUCUUGGUGAUUGCACCGGCGAGUACGUUGCACAAUUGGCAGCAGGAAAUCGCCAGGUUCGUACCCAACAUCAAAGUCCUGCCAUAUUGGGGUUCCGCCAAAGAUCGCAAGGUUCUGCGCAAGUUCUGGGAUCGAAAGCACAUCACAUACACCCGUGACAGCCCCUUUCACGUCUUGGUCACAUCCUACCAGCUGGUCGUGCAGGACACCGCAUACUUCCAAAAAGUCAAAUGGCAGUACAUGAUUCUGGACGAGGCUCAAGCCAUCAAGUCUUCGUCUUCGUCUCGUUGGAAAUCGCUUUUGGGCUUUCACUGCAGGAACCGCUUGUUACUUACUGGAACGCCGAUCCAGAACAACAUGCAGGAAUUGUGGGCCUUGCUCCAUUUCAUCAUGCCAUCGCUUUUUGAUAGUCAUGACGAAUUUUCGGAGUGGUUUUCAAAGGACAUUGAGAAUCAUGCGCAGUCCAAUACCAAACUCAAUGAGGAUCAGUUGAGGCGUCUGCACAUGAUUCUGAAGCCUUUCAUGUUGCGGCGUAUCAAGAAGCACGUCCAGAAAGAACUUGGAGACAAGAUCGAAAAGGACGUGUACUGCGAUCUCACAUACCGACAGCGGGCCUACUACACCAAUCUUCGCAACAAGAUCAGCAUCAUGGAUCUCAUCGAGAAAGCAGCGGUGGGCGACGACCAGGAUACCGCCACUUUGAUGAACUUGGUCAUGCAGUUCAGGAAAGUCUGCAAUCAUCCAGACCUAUUUGAGAGAGCCGACACGUGGAGUCCAAUGUCCAUGUCAUACUAUGCGGAAACGGCUUCUUUCAUGCGUGAAGGGCACAACGUCAAUGUUGCCUACAGCGUGCGCAACUUGAUAGAGUUUUGGAUUCCCAGCAUGCUUGGCGAAGGCCCAGGUAGGCUUGAUGUCGUCGGCCCAAACAAUGCGCAGGCCGGCUGGCGCAGCAAAUGGCUUCACAACGACCUCAGCAUCUGGAAUGAGCAGCACAUUACCAGCAGUCAGGAUUCAAAGCAGUCAUCGGGAGGCUUUUCAUGGCUGCGAUUCGUCGAUUGCUCCGCGAGCGAGGUAGCYCUCACAGCGCGCCAGAGCCUGAUCGAGCGGGUCACAGAUCUUGCAAAGAGAGACGAUGGCGCUGGCAAAUUCAAGGUCGCAUAUGAUGAUGAUGAGGAGGAGAAGGAAAACUCUGGCUUCACUCCCGUCCACGCCAUGCUCAACAUCGUCGGCCGCAACGAUCGACGGCCUCUAGCUGAGGUCACCAACGAAGGCUACCUGAGCAAGUUGUACAACAUCUCAAGAGAUGCCAUGAAGAAGACUGGAUACGGUGUCAUCGAAGCGGCAUAUCUGCCACCUGCCACCGCCCCGCCCGUUGAGCUCGUGUGUCGGAGUAAUCACAGCCUGGUCGAGCAGGAGACUUCUUUCUUCAAUGUCCCAGUGCGCCGUGCACUGUAUCCCAUCAACAUACCCACAGAGCAGGCACUGUUGCAGUCGAAGCUGUCACCAUCGCAUUAUCCAGUAACAAAUCUGCUCCCUCCCCCUGCCUCUGAAAAGCAGAAGUUUACCAGCAUUGAGGUCCCCAGCAUGCGGCGCUUCGUCACAGACUCCGGCAAAUUGGCGAAGCUCGAUCAGCUGCUCCGUCAACUCAAAGAAGGCGGUCAUCGGGUGCUACUGUACUUCCAGAUGACGCGUAUGAUCGAUUUGAUGGAGGAGUACCUGACGUAUCGCAACUACAAAUACUGUCGUCUCGACGGCUCCACCAAGCUCGAGGAUCGAAGAGACACUGUCGCUGCUUUCCAAAGCACGCCGGAGAUUUUUGUAUUCUUGCUCUCCACUCGCGCCGGUGGUUUGGGUAUCAAUCUGACCUCCGCCGAUACUGUCAUCUUCUACGACUCCGACUGGAAUCCAACGAUUGAUUCUCAAGCCAUGGAUCGUGCACAUCGUCUCGGUCAAACCAGACAGGUCACGGUUUAUCGACUCAUCACCCGCGGCACCAUCGAGGAGCGUAUUCGCAAGCGAGCGUUACAGAAGGAAGAGGUGCAGCGCGUCGUCAUUUCUGGCCAAGCAGGAAACAGCACCGUCGACUUUAACAAUCGCAGAGGCGAGGGCAAUCGUACCAAGGAAAUGGCCAUGUGGCUGGCGGACGACGACCAAGUCGAGGCCAUUGAGCGUCGCGAGGCCGAAGUUCUCGAGGAGGAAGCCAAGCAAGGCAAGGGUCGGAAGCGCAAGGCGGCUGCUGCUGCCAAACGCAAGGAGAUGAGUAUGGACGACAUGUACCAUGAAGGCGAGGGCAAAUUCGAAGACAACGCGUCACACGAGCCUUCAGGUGCUGCGACGCCCAUUGAUGCAGAAUCCGGUCCACCGAACAAGAAGCGGAAGGGAAUGAGCAAAAAGGCGAAGACGCAAGCUCAACGAUUGGCCGUUAUUGAUGGCGAGGUUGGGUGA